AACAUAGAACUACGCAAGAUGACAACUACAAAAGUGUAAAUAAAAAGCUGAAAGUGAAGGCGUUCGUGCAAUUUUUCCAAUUUUUUCUAGGAAAUCCCGUGAAAAAGGUAAGAGAAAGCACUCGUAUCGCUGCUGUAGUGUACUUAGAAGCUCUAUAAUUGAGAAUAUUGAAUGAAGUAUCUGCUAUAGCUGCAUAAAUAACAAUGAUUAAUUUUCUUUGAAAGGUGUUUGGGAAGAGACCUCUCUUUGGGGGAUUUCUUUGGGGGCAUUCUUGUAGAUUUUCUGUAAUAUUUUCACUCUGUGAAUUCGUAUGGUACUUUGGAUAACAAGAUAGCAUGUCCUUGUAUGACGGUCACCAUGAUUCUCAGCACCGUAUGCUCUCACGCAGUAGCUCGCUUGAGAAUCACAUCCAGCCGCCUGCGGAGUUGUCCGGAAACGCUCAGAUGGCGUCUCCAUCGCAAAACAGCCCCAUGGGCGUCAGCUCGACGGCGAGCGCAGCGCCCACACAGUCCAGCACCAAAGCCAGCUCUGGCUCCGACAAUGCCACUGGACAGGUAAGGGUGAGUUUAUCCGGGAGUGCGCGCCACGAGCUCAUCUACCCGCGCUUCCAGAUCCUCACGAAGCCCCGACUGCAGGAGCUCGUGAGAGAGAUCGAUCCCACCGAGCAGCUGGACGAGGAGGUGGAGGAGCUCCUCUUGCAGAUAGCAGACGAUUUCGUCGAGAACACAGUCACUGCCGCGUGUCUCCUGGCCAAGCACAGAAAGGUCUCCAAAGUGGAGGUGAAGGACGUCCAGUUGCAUUUGGAGCGCAACUGGAACAUGUGGAUUCCAGGCUUCGGCACGGACGAGCUGAGGCCGUACAAGAGGGCAACGGUGACGGAGGCGCACAAGCAGAGACUAGCGCUUAUUAAGAAGGCAAUCAAGAAAUACUGAGGAUAGAUG
Messenger RNA from Phlebotomus argentipes, 941 nucleotides. RefSeq names its product transcription initiation factor TFIID subunit 12 (gene Taf12). NCBI's taxonomy places the organism in Eukaryota, Metazoa, Arthropoda, Insecta, Diptera, Psychodidae. The record is from RefSeq and is a predicted model, not a curated record. Gene Ontology annotation, cellular component: transcription factor TFIID complex; SAGA complex; SLIK (SAGA-like) complex. Gene Ontology annotation, biological process: RNA polymerase II preinitiation complex assembly; DNA-templated transcription initiation. Gene Ontology annotation, molecular function: DNA binding; protein heterodimerization activity; TBP-class protein binding. The transcript has 2 exons. The coding region runs from base 336 to 932 and encodes 198 amino acids.